AUGACCAGUGGACUGAAUUUCGUAGAACGUCGGAAUUCGAGUUUUAAAAUCGCGAUGCCAAAAUUAUUCAUUUUCACAUUUUCGACACUCAAAGUUCGAAACUUCGGAAAGUAUUCAGCACUUUUUUGAGCAUGCUCUUUGAGUUUACCUCCAGUGGAGAGCCAAUUUCAAGAACGUUGCUAAAUAUACCGCAUUGUGCGAUUUUUAACUGCUUGGGUGGUUUUUUCCACUUGGCAAGGGUGAAUUUAUUCUCAGUAGUCAGAUUUUUGAGCAAUCUUUGGAGUCCUCAAAACAAAACACGAAUUUAAGGACUUUUUACUUUUUCAAAGAGUUAUUCGAAGUGUUUUCUUUUUGCUCUCGACUUAAUUUUUACUUAAAAACUUUUUUUCACAAGGAGUUGUUGCUUCAUAGUCAAAGUUUUUAACUCACUACUUUCUUCGAAAUUCCGAAAAAUAUCGAGGAAAAACUUAUUAAUUAAAUUGAAACGAUUUUUUUCAUCGAGGGUUUUCAGAUUUCAUACAACCUUAGCACAAAAAGCUGAGAUACAUCUCGAUGAUCCAACACUUGUUUUUUUCAUUUUAUUUUAGCUUUUUUUUUAAAAAUUAAACAAGAUGAGAUAGCGCGCAAGUAGUUUCUGGUCGGUCGCGGCGAUUUUCUUGGAGCAGAAAUACAGCUGUAUGUUACAGUUUUGUGAAUUUGGUGCAUUGAACUUAUUCCCGCCAAGACGCGUCGUAAGUUGUGAAAAAAAAGAAAUUCAGUCAAAUUUCAUGAAACUGUCGAAGCGCAAUAUCGCUUGAAAGACAAGAAGAUUUCUGAAACUCUCAGCUUCUUUCUGUCACUUUUUUCUUUCAAAGCGAAUUUCGUCGCUUUCUCAGUAUGCUCGAUCUUUUGUUCACAAUUUCAUUUUCUCAAUUUUCUUUCUGUUGUACUUCGCCAAAGGUCAUGACGCACGAAGUGAAAGCUCAGCAAAACUUGACCGGCACUUUUCCUCGACACAAAAGCAUUCAGGCGAAUUGUUGAGCUUCUGAAGGACCGGUCUCUGAGCGCGAUGUCGUCACGAGGGCGGAGCCGGUGCCACUGGCUGGACGUGGGCGAACGCCGGAAGGCCCAUUUCAGACGACCGACGUUGCAAAACAGGCAGUCGGCUACGACGACGGAGGGCGGGCUUUCGCCUCAGCUGACAUCACUCCUUUCUCGCACCGUCUUGGCGGAGAAGCGCUUUCUGUUCCUCCAACUUACUUGGUUUUUCUCGCCUCAGCUUGUUGGGUAUGUUGUGAGAAUGCUCAUUAAACCUUUAUUUCUAUAGUUUUAUUUUUGGACUUCGAAACCUUUUCAAGGCACACUUUUCGAACAGGGAAAGCUUUCCCUUGUAGAGAAAAUAUUUCUUUUCUGCGGGAAAUAACCGACAAUGCGCACUACCGUACUUUCAUGGAUUCUAAAAGAAUGCUGUCUUUUUCUCGUCUCGUUUUCAACACUUUCUUUUGGAAUGUCUCAAAAAAUUCAUAAGAAAUGAGUCCUAUCGUAUUUUCAAAAGCUCAGCAAAAAUUUUUUUGCUUUUUAAGCGCCAUUCUUUGCUUUGAUUCAAAAGAAAAACUUCUUUUCUUUUCAAAACACGGGAUUUUCUGAGACUUGUCACAACAUAGCUUUUGUAAAUAUCACACCCAAGCGUACAGAUGUGAGAUCAACGAAAACAAUAAUAAUGACUUAAUUUCGCAUUUUAUGAAAAAUCCUUCAAGCAGCAUAUUUCCUCAUUGUUUCCAGCCAACAAGUUGUUUUUGUAUCAUUUUUGACUUUGAACUGUUUUUUCGUUUCAAAAACUUUGUACACGAUUUUUGGCGAUAAUAAUUAAGAACGACUUGUCUUUCUCUGGUUUUCGAUUUGUUUCCGAGGAAACCAAAAAAAAAAACUUCCCCGAUUCAAAUUAUGCCUAAUUCGAUAGAAGGAAAACAUGAACCGGAUGUACCAAAAAAAGUUAUUUUUGGCUGUUAUUCAAUCAAUCAACGCUUCCAAAAAUAUCACGUUGAUUCCUUUCAACAAAUUAACGUGGCGAUUCCCUUAAGGCAACUGUUUUUUUGGGCAUCGGCUGCUAAUUCGAGCAGAACUCGUUCUCAAACAAAACAACGGCGUUAACAAGUUCAAGCGGAAGAAAUCGUUUUGCGCGCCACCGGAAACGCGCCAGGGAUUCGACAUACCAGGUCAAUUAACGAGGCACCAACAGACUUCCUCCAGCUUUCCCCAUUGAUUCCCGCGAGUUUUCGGUUGGAUCAGGAAUACAUAUCCAGCUUUUUUCAAUAAUUCAAAUUUCAGGCUUUUUUGAAGUUCAACUUGAGAGCUUCUUUUUUUGAUUUUUGUGAUUUGACGGUGCUGGGCAAUUUUUCAAAGCGACCCUGUCAGAAAAGUUUUCUUAUUUUGAGCAGCUAUGGUCAAUAUUUCUUGAUCAACUGAGUCAUUUCUUUGAUUUUGCUUCUAUUUCAAAGGUUUAACUUGAUUUUUUGAAGCCGCAACCCAACAAUGUUUUGAGUUCUAUUUGAUUGAAAGAAAAUCAAAAAAAUGAAACUUUUACACGAUUUCUGGCUUGACUUAACUUGAAAAUCUCUUCAUUUUCGAACUUCAGUUGAGGGGAAUCCAUGAGAUAACGAUUUUUCUCUUCUGAUCCGAAACUUCAGUUAUAAAAUUUGAAAAUCUUUUUUUUUACGAAUUGAUCUCUUCGACGGAAAAAAAUGACUUACCCUAUUAUUUGACAAUUUUUUUCCCUCAAUUCCUGAACUUUUCGACAAACAAUUCUGCUUCUGAUCUCACGAUAGUUAAUUCAUUUCCGGCUGCGCAUGGUCAAACAUGUCCCACUGCAAAUUAUGGUUGAAAUCACCCAACCGCACAAAAUUACUGUUCAUUUGGCCUGACGGCGCCGGCCGGCGCGAAUUCACCGAGUUUUGUGUCGAUGAAGUUCAAAAUCGCGAGGUCGUUCAGUGAGGAACGACCAGGAAUCGCCUCGUCUUUGUCCUUUCCGACCAACUUGUGACUGAACUUCCAUUAUUUAUCAGCCGGAUUAUAAUCCAUAUCUUUCCCGUCCCGUACUUGGUACUAAUCUUCUUGGAAUUUUGUUUACAGUUUGAUCACAAUGAUCUGUUAUCACGACCUCACUUGCUGCCUUUCUUUUCGUCCAAGCUUUCCAGGAGCCAUUUUUUAUAUUCUCCCUUUUUUCUAAACGUAGUUUGGAGCUUUUAUAAUCGCUCAUAAUUGUUUCAUUUUUGAGCCAUCGUUUUUCUUUUUUUUUUUUGCCUUUUCAAAUAGUUUUCGCCACUCCUUUUCUCCACUUCUAUUGACUUCUUUUUUAUGUUUUCUCCCGUUCAUUUUUAGUUCCGCCGCAAGUUUUUACGUUUCAUUGACUCUUGGCUUCCAGGAUUAUUUAUGAAAAACGAGUUUUGAGCACAGCUCCGUAAUUAUGUAUCCGACAAUUAUCGCCGGUCUUUUGAUGAUGCAAGUUGGACAAGCAGUUUGUGAGCGUCUCUUUUUGGAUUUUAAGGAAUAAUUAUGACUUUUCAGUCUCGUCCUGCUUCUUCUUGCCCAACAUGAACCUCGAAGGAGGAACUUUUGAAGAGUUUCCUACACAGCAUAUCCGAGACUGCUGUGUACGAUGUGCAGAUAUUCCUUGCUGUAUUGCUUACACUUUCAACCAAUCUGAAAAUCGGUUGGAUCAGAAGAAAAUUUGGAAAAUUAUGGAGAAAUUCAGUUGUUAUCUCAAGUCUUCGAUCGGACAGUCUACAGAAGAUAAAACGCAUACAAGUGGUCUGAAAUCAAAUUCACACUCAGGUUUGUUUUUCGAAUGAUGUAAGAGGCUAGAAACAGGAAAGUUCUUUGAUAAUCAGUCCGAAGCUUUUAAAUAAUAGUGUUUCAAAAAAAGUUUAAUAUUUCGAAAAAUAGGCUGAAAAGCUCUUGAAAAUGUCAGUUGGAAUUUCUAGAAACCACAAGAGCUUUAGAACUUUAUCUUAAUUUUUUUAGUAUAAAAAAAGCUUUGUGGCGCUUUUUUUCCUCAAGCAAAGCGUGAGCAGCCAUUUUUGAGCUUUUGGUUUCAAAAUUUUUGCGGUUAGACAGGGCCUGGUUUUGAAGAGUCCUACGGAAAGGAAUCGAGCAAUUCACGGAAGAUUUUGAGCUUCCAACGCAAAUUACCUUUCUUGAGAAUUUUUUUCUGAGCUGAAACCGUAGUCUGUUCAUAAAUUCUCGUGAAAGUAUUCGAGAGCGCAAAAAUCUUAAAUCACUCGAAAAGGCUGUUAAAAGGGCUCUUCGCCUUGAGGCCUUGAUCAAAUUUGCUCUUUCAAAGACCUCAGAAAGCAUUUUUCGAACAGGCUAUACACGUGAACGUGAGCUGAAUGAGAAAGAGGGAAUUUUCUCGGAAAGUGUCCGAAAAACGAAAUUAGAGUGCGCAUAUCUUCCACGUCACUCACCCAUCCAAUAUAACUCGAAUAAAUUGGUUUUUUUUUUCUGGAAAACUUUCUCGAGUCUGCCCUUUAUGAAGUUUUCUCUGAGGUUAUUCUUGAUGAAUUUUCAGGAAAGGGCGUGAAAAUGAGGAACACCAAGAUCUACGGGGAUCGAGAAGCGCGGGUUGCCCUUUCCAAUCUUGAAGAAUGUCAACAAUAUUGCACGAGUAAGUUUUCGUUGUCCUCUGUUGUUGUAAAGAAUUAGUGUAACUGCCCCGACGAUGAAGCAUUCGUCGGUGUGAAAGUUUGGCAGACACUAAUUGUCGGAUCUGGCGACUUCCGGUCCAACUAAGGAGAGAAUACAAUGGAAGUUUUUGGUGGAGGGACGUACACGCUUGAGAAACCUGUUAUAUUGGUGGGAAUAUGUGGACGUUUCCGCUCCUCGUUCGGUUCUCCAAAUACUCGCAGAACAUAAUCAAAUCAAAUCAACCAGUGAUUGUACAGGCUGCUUUCUGAGAAGUGGUUUCGGUUUGAGAAAUGAACAGAGACCGAUUGAUUUUGAGAAGAAAAAUGUUUUUGAAGUUGAAUUUGGACGUUUCGGAAGGGUAUGAAAAAAUUUUGAGUCCGCAAAAUUUCGUGAGCGUCAGUUGUGCAUACACCCAUCAAAAAGUUCAAAUUUGGAAAAAGAAAAAAAAUCUUCGACCCAAGAACUCUUUUUUUCAAGUUUUCAAAAACUGUUUUUACAGCUCACUUCGACAAAAAAAUCAAAGUAUACUUCUUCUUUUUUUCUAUAAUUUUUAUUGGAACUUUUUAUCGGUUUUUCACUAUGUCAGAAUGAUCUUGGCUUUGUUUUUGACUAACUAAUUCACAAAAAAACAGUUUGAUGAACUUUGAUCGUCAGACUUAAGACUCCAGACAAACAGUUUCCUUAUUUUCUUUUUAUGAUUUUUUUUUGUCGGGUUGAGAUUUCGCGUAGUUUUACAACUUAAUUUCCACUUUUAAAGCCACCUAAAGUACAAGGCGCCUCAAUUUUGAGUGAUUUCUUAGUAGAAGGGGCGGAAGAUCACACAAAAAAUAAGGUUCUCUUAGAUGAGAAAAAUUAUUUUUUUGGUUUUUUUAAAAUUGAAUAAACCGCCAUUGAUGAAAGUGUGAAACUAUUUUUUUCUAUUCCAUAUCCCCAAAAAGUGAAAUAAUUGGGAUCAGUGGUCAUUUCACUGGAAAAGGUCUUGUGUUCAAGAAACGGAACUUUUGGCUCAAGAGCUUCUGAAAAAAUUCGAAUUUUUCAUCGGCAUUUUUCUAGACCGCUUUUUUUGUACAGUUGUACUUCAAUAACCCUCAAAAUUUUCUCAAAUUGUUCCGACUUUGAAAACCUUAUUUUCGAAGAAACAACAAAUCACAAAAAAAAAUUUGAGAAAGUUAAUAAUGUUCGCUUGAAAAAGAAAUUCAAUAUUGCAAUUCAAAAACCUCCCAGUUGAUUUUUCAUUCAUUGGAUUCAUUUUUCUCUCUUCCAGCGUUCAAAAUCUACUCGUGGGAGCCGACGCCAGCUCAAAGCGACGAACAAACCGGCUAUUGCUCCUGCAUGACGCGAAUAAAAGAGAUGAAGUACUCGCACGGUUGCUUCUCGGAAAUUAUGCCGCACGAGUAA
Molecule: messenger RNA, 6060 nt
Organism: Caenorhabditis auriculariae
Lineage: Eukaryota; Metazoa; Nematoda; Chromadorea; Rhabditida; Rhabditidae
Source: the annotation of a GenBank genome assembly